Messenger RNA from Galdieria sulphuraria, 4637 nucleotides. Its product is annotated as transcription initiation factor TFIID subunit D1 isoform 2. The transcript is spliced from 7 exons. The record is from RefSeq and is a predicted model, not a curated record. The coding region runs from base 101 to 4351 and encodes 1416 amino acids. Gene Ontology annotation, cellular component: transcription factor TFIID complex. Gene Ontology annotation, molecular function: RNA polymerase II general transcription initiation factor binding; histone acetyltransferase activity; TBP-class protein binding. NCBI's taxonomy places the organism in Eukaryota, Rhodophyta, Bangiophyceae, Galdieriales, Galdieriaceae. Gene Ontology annotation, biological process: RNA polymerase II preinitiation complex assembly; transcription by RNA polymerase II.
UGUGUAGCGGUUGCCACUCUCUUUUUAGGCGCUCUAUCGCUUUGUGGACUUUUCCACACACAAUAAUUGUUGAAUUAAAAUUGGCUGGCAACACGAGAACAUGUCGUUGAACGAUAAGGAGUUUAAAAGCUCAACAAGAAACUGGACGCAACCCUUGAAUUCAAUUGUUUUCGGUUUUGCUGAUGAACAAGCUGCUAAAUUGCUGAACGAAGAAGGAGCGGAUUUGUCGCAGCUGUCUUUUUUGAAUCUUGGCGAACUUGAACCUGAAGUAGCCGCACUGCUUAAAGGAGAACAAGCGGAAACGAAUGAAAACCAAAUAGAAGAUUUCUAUGGAACACAAGGCAGUUAUACUGCACAAGCUGUUCAAGUAGGCGAAGAAGACGUAGGAGAGGAUGAACUAGAUGUUGAAGAUGGUUUUUCUCUCAAACACAACGAAAACCCCCUUGUUUUGGACACAAAAGGAGUUUCCUUGGCUGGAGACGAAUAUGACUUUGAGUCUGAUGAAGAUGGUGAGCAAGUCUUCAGGGAGCAGAACGUUUCCUCACCAGGACCCCAGAUGGACAAACAAGUCAAUCAGGAUGAACCAAAAGUCAAGAACAAAAACCUCCAGCAAAAGAAACAAUUGUCCAAAACAAAAGUCCUUCCGAAGAAACUCAAUUCGAACGACUUUAAUGAAAGUGAAAAUAUUUAUCGAAAGGGUUGGGUCAGGUUCUCCGAAAUUUUUGACAUUCCACAAGAAAAGCAAAGAAAGAGAAAAAAGAGAAGAGAGUUUCUUUUUGGUAGGAAAGACUCACAACAUUCUGGAAAGUAUGGACGUACGCAAGGUCACUUUGCUGGUACUGUACAGAAUAUGGAUAUUGUAUCCAAAAUAGUGGAAGAUGACUUGGAAAACAACAGUUCGUUUCUAAACUGGAAUAAGUUGUGGGGUUCGAAGACUGUCUAUAACACGCAGGAAACAAAAAUGGAACCUUUUCCGGAUGAUUUACUAUCGGACCAUUCUGUUUUUGCUGUCGAACUGAGGAAUUGGGAAGAUGAGAUAGAUUGGGACUUUUCGACACUUACAAAAGAAAACGAUGAUAAUGACGAAGAUGUGGAAUGGGAAUUAGCGGACGAAGACUCGAACACUGACAAAGUUUUGGUACAAGACGACACAAACCCCAUUAACGUUGAUUCAAAGGACAAGGUUAUGAAAGAUUCAGUUGAAGGCGUCAAGGAAACGAAGGACAACAGGGAUGGCAUUGUUAAGGCUCCUUUAGUGGCUAACCCACUUUUAGACAAUUCUUUCUGGUUGGACGACGACCUUUUAAGAGUUUGUGAUGCAAUUGAAGGCAGCGUUGGUGGGAAUGUUUCACUAUCACAUCUUAUUGUGAACUUGAAUGAUAGCGAUAUCAUAUUUGAGUCAUGGGAAUCGACAAAUUCAAAGAAACGUUAUGAAAGUGCAUCUUCAAACUCGCUGUGGCGUGACGAUGCCAUAUCAUUUAACGUUUCCAAAGAUGAGUUUUAUGAUUCUCCAGACAAGUUGAUUCGGCACUUUGUGUCUCAUGGUAUUGGAAAGUUGGAACAUGCGUCUUUCUGGAAGCAAGGUGUUUUCUUGCCACGUUUACCUACUGAUGUGAUGAUUGAGCAUUUUCAUCGCCCUAAACUAGAGAUUCCUUCCAAUCUCCGGAAUACGCCUUUGUCGUUAUUCUAUCCUUGUGUUGGUCAGGAAGAAAUUACCACCAAUUCCUUGAACUCGUUUGAAAGUUUUUCAAAAUGUGAAUUAUCACAAAACGUUAUUUUAUUAGAAUAUGGUUUGGAACAUACUCCUGUUCUUGUACCUUUACCUGGCAUGGCAUCAAGAUUGGUAAAAUAUACUCGUCUUAAAACAGGAGACACAAAGACCAAGGAAGACGGUCACUUCUCUACCAACUUCUUUCACAAUGUUUAUUUAGCUCCAGACGAACCACCACCCUUAUGUUCUGGUGAUGUAAAACCAGGACAGUCCGUUACUAUCCUGGAAUCCUCUCUUUUCCUAGCUCCUGCCGAAAUAUUGACUCCUAGGAAGACUGAUUUCCUACUAACUAUGAAACGUGUAGAUAACAACUCAUACUCUUGUUUUAUUAGAAAGAUUGAUCAUGUGAUAACAGUUGGUCAAACGGAACCUCGAAUGAAUGUUAUGGCACCCAAUACUGAUCGGUUUCGAAAAUUUGUCAGAGAUCGUGUUUUACUAUACGUCGUUCUUGAAUGUCUUCGAAUUCGUAGGGAAGGCUUGCCAUUGGAACUGAGUCGUGCUCAAGUCGACGAAGAGUUUUUCAGACAUAGUUUUCCUAGAAGUGCUGUUGAGAGGACAAUCAAAGAAUUAGCAUAUUUAGAGAAAGGAGUAUUUAAGGUGGUUGAACCGAAAGAAGGAUUUGAAGUCCUUCGUGAUAUGUUACUCAAGAGUGUAACACCGGAAGUGUUGGCAUCGUAUGAAUCUAUGGAAUAUGGAUGGUCUAUUAUUCAACAAGUGGGCAUUCAUAUGUUUACUCAUCCCACAGCUCAUGGUGAUUUAAUCAAUGCUGGAGAAAAGGCAGGUACUGCUGAUGGAAAGGAGGUGGCAGAUUAUAUUAGAAGAAAUCUUUACAGAACACCUUGGUAUCGAGCAGAAGAAAUGAUCAAGUUACAGAAGAAGCAACUUCGCGAAAUCAAUCGCUGCCUUUCUCGCGCGUCAAUCGGAAAUGACUUGAUGAACGAAAAGAAUUUGGAUUCACGAAUUGGUGCAAUGACUUAUCCUCAACUACGCAGUGCACUCAUAUUUCAUUUUCAUAUUCCUGGUCGAAAAAUUCCAACAAAUGUCGAUCAUGCUAGAGAAAUGGUGAGGAGACUAGCUCGUAGGAGAGCAGCCCAUGGGUUCAAAGAGAAACACAAGGCUAUCGUCGAAUAUCAUCGAGCUAUCAUAGAUGGCUUCAAGAGGUUUGAAAGUACUCGAAAACGAGCUGGUUUAGUUCCUAUAGAAGAUCAAAUAUUGGCAUUAAGAGAUGGAAGGUUGGACAGAGUGAACUCCUUUAUGGAACGAUUUAGGCGCUCUAUUCGUUCGGUGCGAAAAGGAGCUAUAGCCGCAAGUAUUCACUCAGAUUCCAAACAAGGUCCUCAUUCUGGAGAUGAUGAAAAGAAGGCUUUAGAAGAUUUAUCAAAAGAACGUUUCCUGGGACCAAAAAGACUUCCAAACUUACCGGAACAAGUUGCUUUGGUUAGAAAACGGAAGGAUCCAGUAACAGGUGAAAUCCACAAAGUACGAGAAAUAAUAACGGAUCCUGAACGCAUUCAAGAACUGCUAAUCAAACGCAAGCAGAGAAGUCGGAACAAUAAUGUUGGAGAAGAUAAUCAGAAGGACAAUCUAAAGUUGAACGUUUCAUUGAAGAAGUUGGCUCGAGGUACAAAGGUCGCAAGAUCUGAGAAACGGCAAAGGAAUGCAGAUCAAUCAAAAGCAUCAAGAGCUAGCGCUGUACCAGCUCAACGAAUUACUUUGAAGUACUCUGGUCAAAAUGUUGUCAAACAAGUUAGCGCAAGAAGCUUUCGUGAACCAUCAAAAAGGCCUCCAAGAAAGACACCCGUUCAGCAUCUUAAUGAUCUAUUCCUACACAUCGAACAACGUAUGGAAAAUGCGAGAGGAUAUAACGAAUCCGUAUUUGACCACAAUCCACAAAUUCGUAUCUUCUUAGUUACCGAAGAAACUCCUGAAGACAGAAAGCGUGUUUCCUUGAACCUCGCGAGACCUGAAGAUGAUAGUAUAGGAUUGGAUCUUGUGAAUCCUUUGGACCGCACUAAACAUAAGGAUUAUUUCAGAAUUGUGGACAAGGAAAUGAAUCUUUCCACAAUUCGGCAAAAGUGCAUCGACAGAAAAUACAGAGAUGUCAAGGAGUUUAUUGCGGAUAUUGAUUUGAUGUUACAUAAUGCGGAAGCAUUUCAUUCAGAUAAACCGUCCUAUUGGAUAAUACAACAUGUGGAGUUAUUGAAACAAGUUGCUGAACAAGAAGUUCACAAAUAUCAAAACGAAUUAUCACAAAUUUACGAUCGAAUUCAAAAUGGAAGGAAAGGUAAGCAGCAACGCCAAAGGUUUGCAAAUGCUGAAUGUGGAGUAGCCGAAAAGCGACGUCGACAAAGAAAAGCAGAGUUAGCUCAUCGUAAGGCUGCAGAGGAAGCCAGAUUUCUACAGAAUAGUAUGCAGGCGAAUAGUUCAGGUGAACCAGCUUCUUAUUCCGCAGAAGGUUUAGAGCUAGAACGUAAGACAGAGGAGUUGAAUGAUAAUGAAUCUGUACAUAUGAGUAGCAAUCAUAUUUAUGAGGAAGGAGGAAAUGAGCAAGAAAGUGGUUGGGAAGAAAGAGAAUCAUGAGUGUUCAUUGGAUGGACACUAUGGAAAGACGAAUCAACAACUAUUAGUUUUUCGUCUUGUUUGUAGUCUCAAAGUUAGUGAGAGGAGACGGGUGUAUAUUAAUUCAACUGUAUUUGAGACGCCUAUAUUUUUGUGAGUAUCCGUUGUGACAAUAUCUGUACUACUCUAAUGUAUGUAAGUUUGUCUUAUUUUAAAAUCGAUGAACUUUUAUUGGGUCAUUUUGACUCGUUUAGUGUGUUAUCAGAACGCGUUAUUACUAGUGUACUAUAAAGUUGGGUUUCCCCUA